GCCAGGUGUGUUCGGUCACUUCCUGCGCGGCGCGGCGUGGCGUGGCCAGGGGGCUGGGUGCCCGGAGGGUUCAGUCAGCAGCAAGAUGCGAAUCGAGAAAUGUUACUUCUGCUCCGGGCCCAUCUACCCGGGACACGGGCUCAUGUUCGUGCGGAAUGACUGCAAGGUCUUUAGAUUCUGCCGAUCAAAAUGCCACAAAAACUUUAAAAAGAAACGAAAUCCCAGAAAGGUCAGAUGGACCAAAGCCUUCCGGAAAGCAGCUGGUAAAGAACUAACAGUGGAUAAUUCAUUCGAGUUUGAAAAACGUAGAAAUGAGCCACUGAAAUACCAGAGAGAGCUAUGGAGCAAAACUGUUGAUGCAAUGAAGAGAGUGGAAGAGAUCAAACAAAAACGCCAAGCUAAAUUUAUCAUGAACAGAUUAAAGAAGAGCAAAGAGCUGCAGAAGGCACAAGACAUCAAAGAAGUCAAGCAAAACAUACACCUUGUUAGGGCUCCACAUGCAGGCAAAGCAAAACGGCUGGAGGAGAAAAUGGUACAGAAACUGCAGGAGGAUGUAGCUAUGGAAGAAGAGUCCUAAAAACCUUGUCAUUUUUUUCCUUCUAUUUUUACCUCCUCAACUUACCAUUUUUUGACUCUCUAGAGUUCUAACUUGUGCAUUAUUGAUUCAUUUGAUAUUUGUUCAUUGAAAUGAAAGGUGAUUAAACACACCCUAGAUGCACAUCUUGAGUGUGUGUGAAGCACCAGAAGGUACUCUCAAUUCUUUAUUGGGAGAAAAAUACACUUUACUGAGCAAAAGUUAUUUUGCAAGUCAUCCAGUACUGUUUGUAAUUAUAAAAAUGAUGUAAUUGGCAUGAACCAGCUGUCCUGCAGCUAAUGUUUUUGGACAAUACUUUUUGUAAUUCUGUAAUUAUGCAUCACUGAUAAGGUUUUGUAUAACAUAAAGCCUUUCAUUUGA
Messenger RNA from Gopherus evgoodei (Goodes thornscrub tortoise), 955 nucleotides. RefSeq names its product ribosomal L24 domain containing 1 (gene RSL24D1). Gene Ontology annotation, cellular component: nucleolus. The transcript has 6 exons. Gene Ontology annotation, biological process: ribosomal large subunit biogenesis. The record is from RefSeq and is a predicted model, not a curated record. NCBI's taxonomy places the organism in Eukaryota, Metazoa, Chordata, Testudines, Testudinidae. The coding region runs from base 86 to 577 and encodes 163 amino acids.